Molecule: messenger RNA, 1389 nt
Organism: Striga hermonthica
Lineage: Eukaryota; Viridiplantae; Streptophyta; Magnoliopsida; Lamiales; Orobanchaceae
Source: the annotation of a GenBank genome assembly
AUGAAGUCGUUCAAAUAUAGUCGGUGUUCCUCCGUUAAACCCAUCACACUCCAUUAUCGCACCUUGUCCCAUUUCAGUAAAAGCCCUUCCGCCCAAUUUCUCGCCGUCCAACCACACGGACCAAUCCCUGACGAUCCUAAAGCAAUCGCGGCCCAAGUAUCCGCCUCCACCAAUCUAAAGCAGCUCCGUCAGAUUUUCUGCCGCAUAAUCCGAACCCACUUACUGCACUUGCACCCGCACCCCUUUCACUACAACACCAUCGCCAGAGUCUACAGCAGGCUCGAGUCCCCGCGGGAGGCGCUGCGCGUCCACUCCGCCAUGCGCCGGGCCGGGCUCCGACCAGACAGCUUCACUCUCCCCAUCGUCCUGAAAUCCGCCGGCCAGCUCUCGGACCGGCCCCUGGCGGAGCAAGUCCAUGGGACCUCGUUCAAGCUCGGCCUCGACAAGGACAUGUAUUGUGAGAGUGGCUUGAUUAGCGCCUACUCCAAAGGGGGCAGAUUCGAGAGUGCCCGCAAGGUGUUUGAGGAUAGUACUGAGAAAAAGCUCGGAUCUUGGAACGCGAUCAUAGCUGGUUUGUCCCAAGGGGCGCGCACUAGGGAUGCUGUGCAUAUGUUCUUGACGAUGGUGAGAAACGGAUUCUUUCCGGAUGACGUGACCAUGGUGAGUGUGACAUCAGCAUGCGGAAACUUGGGGGACCUGGGUUUGGCCUUCCAGCUGCACAAGUGUGUUUUCCAGGCAAGAAAUCCCGAAAAACCCGACACCCUUAUGAACAAUUCGGUUAUCGACAUGUACGGAAAAUGUGGCAGGAUGGAUUUAGCAUAUAACGUGUUUGUUAGGAUGGAGGAGAAAAACGUGUCCUCGUGGACCUCCAUGAUCGUGGGGUAUGCCGCACAGGGGCAUGUGGGUGAGGCGCUCGGUUGGUUCGAGAGCAUGAGACAAGCAGGUGUGGGGCCCAACCACGUGACGUUUGUUGGGGUUCUGACUGCGUGCGUCCAUGGGGGAUUGGUAAGGGAAGGGAAAUACUAUUAUAGGAUGAUGAGAGAGGAGUAUGGGAUGGAGCCCAGACUGGCCCACUAUGGAUGCAUGGUGGAUUUGCUGGGGCGAGCCGGGCUGCUUGGUGAGGCUCGGAGGAUGGUGGAGGGGAUGCCGAUGAGGGCGAAUGCACCUGUGCUCGGGUGCUUGAUGGGCGCAUGUGAGAAGCACGGGGAUGUGGAGACUGGGCAGUGGGUGGCCAAGCAGUUGGUGGAGUUGGAGCCCGAGAAUGAAGGGGCAUUUGUGGUAUUGGCGAAUAUUUACGCGGAUCAAGGCCAAUGGGAACAAGUUGAGAGGUUGAGGGGGAUUAUCAAGGAGAGGAAAUUGGCUAAGCUUCCCGCUUGUAGUUUCAUUUGA